Heteronotia binoei (common prickly gecko) is the source of this 1160-nucleotide messenger RNA. It is a transcript of the gene FNDC8, whose product is annotated as fibronectin type III domain containing 8. The coding region runs from base 1 to 1131 and encodes 376 amino acids. Lineage: Eukaryota; Metazoa; Chordata; Lepidosauria; Squamata; Gekkonidae. Gene Ontology annotation, molecular function: protein binding. Gene Ontology annotation, cellular component: nucleus. The record is from RefSeq and is a predicted model, not a curated record. The transcript is spliced from 5 exons.
AUGUUUUUCUCGAAUAAGGUGUUCAUUAACGUAUUGGGGGAAAUGUUUGAAGAACUGAACAAAAGAGUUUUCAAAGUGGAGGUGGAGCACAGGAACGAGGCUAAAGAGGAGGGCAAAGGAGAGGGGAGAGAGAGCCAGGGGGUUACUUACUCCAAAGCCCACGACUUCCUGCGGCAGCUCAGCGGCGGACUGGCCUGGGGCCGAAGGGAGGCGCGAUCUUCAUGGCUGGGGGAAGAAGGCGGCUGCCCCCGGGUGGCCCAUCUGGAGCUCCCUCCUGGGCGCGGCGGCGGCCUGCUUGGCAGGACUCAACUGGACAGCAGCACCACAACUACAACCAGUUCUCCCCUAAGAAGCACCAGCGAGAGCCAGACCAGUUCUCCCCAAAGAAGCACCAGUGGGAGCAGGACCAGUUCUCCCCAAAGAAGCACCAGUGGGAGCAGGACCAGUUCUCCCCAAAGAAGUACCAGCGGGAACCGGACCAGUUCCCCCCGAAGGAACACCAGCAGGAGCCGGGCCGGUCCUCCCCAAAGAAACACCCCAAAGAACAGCCCUCCCUUCUCCAACAGGAGUUUGAACCGGACCUUGGAUGAGUUGCUGGCUGGGGUCCUCGUGCCGGAAAAAGAUCUAUUAAAGCCCAAGCUGAAUCGAUCCAUCCUCAGAGGUGUGCCAACUGUUCCAGUGGACCUGGACGUGAGCGACGGAGAGACAAGCUUGUCGGACAGCGGCUCAGACUCACCCGUCUGUGUGGAACUGCCACAGCAACCUGCUGUCUACCAGCACACUGUCAGCAACGUCAGGGCAGAGCUUUCUUGGACAGGCCCACGCAAUGGGGAGCUGGUUUCCUUCUAUGAACUGCGUCUCCAAGAGGCUAGGCUGAUUGGGCAACCAAAGAGCAUCAAGUGGUUUUGUUCACAGACAGAAGAGCACUUGGAGAACCUCAGCCCUGGCACCGAAUACCUGUUCCGAGUGCGAGCUCUCAACGUGGCUGGUGCUGGGAAGUGGAGUGAACCUUAUAAGUUUGCCACCAUGCCCGCUGUGCCAGGGCUGGCCCUGGAUCCAUCCCCCGUCAUUGCUGUUGUGAGAAGGCACAGAAAGCCCCAGAAGAAAACGAUCUUCCUGCCUGCUUCGUAAGGGGCUAUGGCAGGGCAAUAAAAAGGUGA